AUGUUCGAAUUAGAUUCGGAGUUAAAGGAGAUAAGCAUCUACGUCGAUUCUAGUAAAGAUGUUGCCAAACAGAGUGUCAAUGGUGACAGUAAAGAGUGCGAAGGAAGUGGGAGUAAUAGUGAUGAUGGGGAUAAUGAUUCGUUGUCCGUGCCAUAUCUUUCAAGGUGUAUUUUCGUGGAGCGAUAUGACCUUCGAACGAUAAUUGACGAGAAAGAGUUAGAAGGGGUGACACUCCUCACUUCAAAUGAGGACAGUGAUGAUGACAGAGAUUUGGGUGGUAACCUCGUUGGAGUACGCGUUGGUGAUGAUGAUUCUCCAAGAACCUCCAAAGAUGCAGCGGGAACCUCAUCCCCGAAGAUUUUCAUAAAUAAGAGCCAAGAAGAAGGUGAAAAAGUAGCAGAAGCGGCAACAGAUGAACAAGGAGGCGCGGAAAAAGGGAAAACUGUUGUUGAAGAAGCUGACAAAGCUGACAAAGAAGAAGUUGAGCAAGAAGCAGCAGGUGAACGAAAAGAAGAAGCUUGGGAAGAAACAGCUGCUGAAGCUGAGGAAGAAACAACUGCUGCAUGUGAAGUAAGAAAAGAAGAUGUGGAAGAAAAGGAAACUGAAGAAGCAGUAGCUGAUGCACAUGCUGAAAAAGAAGGAGAAAAAGGGGUGGAGAAAUUUUGGUGUCUACCAAUUCUUGUGGCACGGUCUAUUCAGCCUCCGGAGGGACCACGUUAA
This is a messenger RNA of Capsicum annuum, 720 nucleotides long. RefSeq lists its product as uncharacterized. The coding region runs from base 1 to 720 and encodes 239 amino acids. Lineage: Eukaryota; Viridiplantae; Streptophyta; Magnoliopsida; Solanales; Solanaceae. The transcript is spliced from 4 exons. The record is from RefSeq and is a predicted model, not a curated record.